Molecule: messenger RNA, 2049 nt
Organism: Pseudogymnoascus verrucosus
Lineage: Eukaryota; Fungi; Ascomycota; Leotiomycetes; Thelebolales; Thelebolaceae
Exons: 1
Coding region: 192-1250 (352 amino acids)
Source: RefSeq, a predicted model, not a curated record
AUCAGAUGCUAAAGUAGAAUUAGACUUACUCAAUUAUUAUAACUUCAGAGAAUCGCCGCUACACACGACGAUUCGUAAUCUUCUAUAAUUAUCCUCUACGAUAACUUAUAUUAUCUGUACAAAAGGGUUUGGAUAUCUUUCUGAGCCAAGAUAGAAAGCCCGUUUCACCCGAGGCAGGUCGCGUAUCUGAUAUGUCGGGGAGCACAUCGAAAGUCGUCGACCCGUUGAAGGUCAUCAUCAUCGGCGCUGGUAUCGGUGGUCUCGCCCUUGCACAAAUGCUCAUAUCAGCCCCGAAAAUUCAGGUUACAUUAUACGAGCGCAAUUUUAGCAUCGACGAUGGCGUGGUUGGGUUCCGUGUGAUGCUGUCGGGUUCAACUCUGUUAAUGCUGAAACGCAAGCUUAGCAGUGAGGUUUGGGCAAGUCUUACCCUCGGCAUUGGGGUACAACCAGAGGGAGGCGAGAAGAUUGAAUUCUUAAAGGGAAAUGGCGACAAGUUGUUCACCUGGGACUCAGAUCCUAUAAAGGACCAGUUUUCCGUGUCGCGGUUGCAAUUGAGAGAAGCUCUGUUGCGCCAGACCAAGCCCUUCCUUAAACUAGGCAUUGCCUUUGAGAACUAUGAGCUGCUGCCAAACGGAGGAGCAAGAGUACAUUUUAGUGACGGAACUACUAAUGAGUGCGACCUCUUAGUAGGUGCUGACGGUUUACACUCAAUGGUUAAGAAGCAAUUAAUCCCCUACGCUACUAUUAAGGGCUUGGGCAUGGUAUGCAUCUAUGUCAAAGUUCCCCUCACAGAAAAAUCAUGGAGGUUAUUAGAGUUUACGAGCAGAUCAAUGGUGAUAUAUCCUAUAUCCCCUAUUUACAUAGCCACAAAGCUAACCUUAACUAUACCCUCUGCCCACACAACCAAUACAUCAUGCUCGCCACCUGGCAGAACCCCCUUGCCCACUUCGCAACACGCUACACAAAUCUUACCAUUGAGCCUGAAGAGUCAUACAUCAUGCUUGGCGCUGGGUUCCCAGCCUCAAGUUUUCACAACCGUCGCUGCCCCUUCCCUAGCCUCACCCCCGCCGAGCUCAAGGCCGAGCUCAUCGAACGCACCUCCACACCCGGUAUCCACCCGCGUUUCGCUGAACUCGCCCAGGCGGCAUGCACAAAUACAGCGUACGUCCACACAGUGUGUAAGAGCGACGUCAUUCACCCGUGGACCUCGCAGACAGUCACGCUCCUUGGCGAUGCCGUCUUCAACAUGAGCAACACGCUAAGUAGGGGUGCGAAUUGCGCGCUCCUCGACGCCAUCUCCCUCGCUGAGUGCCUCACCUCGCCCACGUACGACCGACACUCACCAACUAGCAUUAGCGCCUAUGUGAACGAAAACAUUGAGCGCCGCUCAAACGAGCGUCUCCGCUCGUUCUUAAUGCAGAAGGUUGUGUUCCCUGGCCAGAACAGCCUUAAGGGGUUUGUACGUAACAUGACGCUGCCCCUCGCACUUCACCGGAUCGACGACCUGGGCCAUGAGAAGCAUGGGCCUGGCCAGCACUGGGUUGGUGAUGACGGCUCGCAGAAGGAGGAGUAUGCUUCACCGAAGUGGGUGGAAGAACUGCAGUGGGAGGAGCUCUUUGCUAAAAAGCAAGCUGAGGGAAAGGAAGGAGCUAGACUGCAGAGAGAGUAUGACUAAGCUGCUAGAAGACGCAUAUUAGUCAAAAUCAUGCGAUUGAAGCCGCAUUGUUAUUAUACAGACCUUGCAAGUAGCACUUAAACUAAAGUAACUACCUUAGAUUUGCUUUAAUUCUGCUAUGCUUAGGGAUCUAAGCUACGAGUGUUAUAGUAUAUUAAGCGUUUGUUAGGGGGAUCUAUGGCCCUAAGUACGCUAUUCGGAGGCCUGGGUGAACCCCCAAACCCCAAAGAAUUAGGCUUCUUCAGCCUAGCUGAAAGUGAGACAUUGGGCUGAAACCCCAGCGCGCGGGAGCUAGACAGUCCCCCAAAGUGUCAUUUUGGGCACAAAAGCCCCCACUGUACCCCACGGGACUGUCGGUUUCCCCCAACAGUUCA